Messenger RNA from Paramormyrops kingsleyae, 3733 nucleotides. It is a transcript of the gene rab27a, whose product is annotated as RAB27A, member RAS oncogene family. Gene Ontology annotation, molecular function: GTPase activity; GTP binding. The record is from RefSeq and is a predicted model, not a curated record. Lineage: Eukaryota; Metazoa; Chordata; Actinopteri; Osteoglossiformes; Mormyridae.
CUCUGCCUGCCAAAACGGGAAAUGCGUUCACAUUUGACUGGGCUGUAAUAGCUGUUCUCACAGUAUAUGAACAAAGGGGACAUUUUGAAAGGCACGUAGUAGGUAGCAGGACAGAGCAGCGAAUGGAAGUUUAAUCUAUCCUUAAAUUCCUAGAGGAAUCAGGUAUCAUCGUUGACUUUUUUUUACAACCAACAACAGAGGACAGAAGUAGGAACUCACUAUGUCUGAUGGGGACUAUGAUUACCUCAUCAAGUUCCUAGCUCUUGGAGACUCUGGAGUUGGGAAGACAAGCUUCCUGUAUCAGUACACAGAUGGCAAGUUCAGCUCCAAGUUCAUCACCACAGUGGGCAUCGAUUUCAGAGAAAAGCGGGUGGUAUACAAAUCCAACGGUCCGGACGCGGUAGCGGGAAAAGGCCAAAGAAUCCAUAUUCAGCUGUGGGACACGGCGGGACAGGAAAGGUUUCGGAGCUUGACGACAGCUUUCUUCCGAGAUGCCAUGGGCUUUCUUCUAUUGUUUGAUCUCACAAAUGAGCAAAGCUUUCUCAAUGUCAGAAACUGGAUGAGUCAGCUACAGAUGCACGCAUACUGCGAGAACCCAGACAUUGUGUUGUGUGGUAACAAGUGUGACCUGGAUGAGCAGAGAGCCGUCAAAGAAGAGGAGGCGAAGGAGCUGGCAGAGAAGUAUGGAAUUCCCUACUUUGAGACGAGCGCAGCAAACGGCACCAACGUGAAUCAGGCCGUGGAGGUUCUGCUGGACUUGAUCAUGAAGAGGAUGGAGCGCUGCGUGGACAAGUCGUGGAUCCCAGAUGGCACGGUGAGGUCAAAUGGGCACAGCACCAGCGAGAAGACGGCAGAGCAGAAGGAGGAGACGAAAGGCAAAUGCAGCUGUUAGGAAUAUGAAAGGCAGACAGGGCUGACUGAGCCGUGCUCGCAUGUAAGGGCCCCAUCGCCAGCACUGGGGAGAGCUGGUACUACACAGUACUACAGUGUGUCACGUGUUUACCAACCAAUGGCAUUGGGAGUUCUCUGCUAGGCAGGUGAAAAGUGGGAUUUGCUAACAUGUGUGUCCACCAGUUACAUCAAGUUAAUUUUGCUCAUCAGCACUAGUCAUGGGUCCAAAGGAAAUUGUCAGUAAUUUCGAUGUACAUACAGUUUGGUCCAUAAGUAUUUGGACCAUGACCCAAUUUUUAUAAUUUUGGCUCUGUACAUGUCCACAAUGAAAUUGAAAUUAAGCAAACAAGAUGUGAUUGAAGUGUAUGCCUUAAGCUUUAAUACAAGGGGUUUAACAAAAAUCUUGUGAGCCGUUUAGGAAUUCCAGCCAUUUUGAAAUAUAGUCCCCCCAUUUUCAGGGACUCAAAAGUAGUUGGACAAACUAACAAUAUAAUAACAAUAAUGAUCAUUUUAAUACUUGGGUGAAAAUCCUCUAUAGUCAAUGACUGUCUGAAGUCUGGAACCCAAAGGCAUUAGCAAAUGCUGGGUUUUCUCCCUAGUGAUGCGUCGCCAGGCCUGUACUGCAGCUGUCUUCAGUUGCUGCUUGUUUUUUGUUGGUCCUUCUGUCUUUAGUUUUGUCUUCAGCAGGUAAAAUGGAUGUUUAUUUAGGUCGAGGUCAGGUGACCAACUCUGCCAUUGAAAAGUAUUCUCCUUCUUUGCCAUGAAAAACUCUUGGGCUGCUUUCGUGUUUUGCUUUGGGCAUAGUUGUCCAUCUGUACGGAGUAGUGCUGUCCUAUCAGUUUCGCAGCAUUUGCUGAAUCUGAGCAGAUAGUAAUGUCUUAUUCACUUUGGAAUUCAUCCUGGCGCUUCAUACCAUCAAUAGAUACUAGUGAUCCAGUUCCACUGGCAGCCAUACAUGCCAUCCCAUAAUACUGCCUUCACCCUGUUUCACAGAUGAUAUGGUAUUCUUUGGAUCAUCAGCAAUUCUUUCCCUUCUCCAUACUUUUUAAAUCUGUACAAAGAAUUUUGCUUCAGACCUGGGCAAGCUUUUUUAGUUUUUUUUUUCCUGGCAGUCUAAUCUGGCCUUCAUGUUAUUGAGGAUCACCAGUGGUUUGCGCCUUGUGGUAAACCCUCGCUUUGCUUUCAUGAAGUCUUCUUUUGAUUGCAGACUUUGGCAAUGAUAUGCCUACCUCCUUGAGAGUGUUCCUUACCUGGCUAGAUGCUGUGAGAGGGUUCUUUUCCACCAAAGAAAGCAUUCUGCAGUCAUCCAUCACAGUUUAUUUGUUAAUAGAAUUUGGACAGCCCAUAACUGGGUAUGAAACAGCUUGUUAGUCGUUGUCCAGUUAAUUUUGAACUCUUAAUCGGGAUGUAAUUUAUAAAUUUGUUAAACCCCUUGAAAUUAAAGCUGAAAGUCUACACUUAAAUCACAUCUUGAUUGUUUCAUGUCAAAUCCAUUGUGGUGGUAUACAAAGCCAUAAUUUGUGAGAAUUGAACAAACUACCAGCACGCACCAGGUGUACACCUUGCCUACCUGUUGAUGAUCGUGAAUUUAGUUUUUCAGAAAAAUUUAUUUCUUAAUGUAAUCUUAAGAACAGGAUCCGCUCCACCACUUUCAAAAUUCACAAUUUUAAUGAAUUGUUGGUUCUAUAAAUAGAAGCAAGUAGGUCUACAUUAUUAUUAUUAUUAUUAUUUUUAUUUUUUUUAAACAAGGAUUAUAUUAAAAUUUUCAAGUGCCAAGUAUAAACUGUGUGUGGGGCAAUUAAAUACAAAAAUGUUACUGUUUAUGAAAAUAAAGUUAGGUGUUUGGUGUGAGCACAAUGAAAGCGAUGAACGACUUACUGGUGAACUGUCCGUGUAGGAACCACUCGUUAACAAUGUUCACUAGAGCAGCUCCUGUGGGGGUUAACUUUUUUAAAAUUUAUUUUUUGUACUGGUUUUAUAGUUAUAAGACACUGUGCCAUUUUUCAGUGUAAAUAGUUAUAGACAGGAUUAGACAUUGGGAUAAACUCCCAAAGGAAAUAUCGGAGAAAUCUGGAAUAUAAAACCGUGGUCACCGGUCUUAAUCGCGACAGGAAACCCACGCGCGACAUAGUGCUGCCCUCUGCCGGUUGAGAGUGAUUUUUAGCGAAGACUUCAAACCAAAUCUGAAUAUCUCUUGAGUUUAAAGCUGAAAUGUGAUCAAUGCAUUAAAUUAGCUGCGUUCUAAGUACAUUUGUACGGCAGGUUUUUUUUAAAAAAAACAUUAAAAGAUCUGACGAAGGUUUUUUGAGCUGUUUUGAAUCUUCCAUCCUGUUUGUUUCACUGUUUCACUGCCUAAACACACUUUAUGCCAAAUAUGUAAACUGUAUCCCUUAUUCAGAAGAUGCUUGUAUUUUAUUUAUCAAAAUCAUUUUCUCUCCUGAAACCUCUGUACAUGCUUUAGGCCUGUCACAAUGGAUUGAAGAGGCAAAGGUUUUUUGAAAUUUUAUAUUUAUCUUGCCUGCAUAAAGUCAGUUGACACGUUUUUGGAAUUAAUUUCAAAUUUGAAAUAUAGGCUGACCGCAUAUUUUACACUAGUUUUUUAGUGAAUACUUAUGGUAUGCCUAUAAACAACGUGCAUUUACUAUUACUGUUAUUAUUAUCAAUAAACUUAGGCACAGGACAACUACUGAUAGGCCUAUAUAGGUGAGUAUCACAGAAAAUUCACUAUUUACUUAAUUUUCCUUUGAUUUCAAUACGGCAGGCAUGGAGUUAACAAAAGAUGUGUUAGCCAUUGUAUGCACCUUGAUGUUCAUGAAUCAAAUAAAAUGCAAAUUGGACAUUG